CUCGCGGGACUCCCGAGAGGAGCGGAAGCGAGGCGGCUGUGCUGCUUCAGCGACCGGGCGGCGGCGGCGGCGGCCGAGAUUGUGGCGGUGACAGCGGCCGGAACAGGCGCUGCCCUCGGGGAGCAGCAGCGCGGUCGGCGGCCACGCACUCCGCUGUGGAGGGGCCGGUGCGGAGCGGAGCAGCUGCGCCACGGCGGCCUUGUGUCCGGAGCCGGAGCGGAGAGGAGGCUGAGCGCCCGCCGGCUGCUUGGGCAGGGAAGACUCCCUUCCCCCUGCUAGCUGUGAGCCCUGAGCAGCGCGCAGAAUGGAAGCCAUCGCCAAAUAUGACUUCAAAGCCACUGCAGACGACGAGCUGAGCUUCAAAAGGGGGGACAUCCUCAAGGUUUUGAAUGAAGAAUGUGAUCAGAACUGGUACAAGGCGGAACUCAACGGGAAAGAUGGCUUCAUUCCCAAGAAUUACAUAGAAAUGAAACCACACCCGUGGUUUUUUGGAAAAAUCCCCAGAGCCAAGGCAGAAGAGAUGCUCAGCAAACAGCGGCACGAUGGGGCCUUCCUCAUCCGGGAGAGCGAGAGCGCCCCUGGGGACUUCUCCCUCUCCGUCAAGUUCGGGAACGACGUGCAGCACUUCAAGGUGCUCCGGGACGGAGCCGGGAAGUAUUUCCUGUGGGUGGUGAAGUUCAAUUCCUUGAAUGAGCUGGUAGAUUAUCACAGAUCCACAUCCGUCUCCAGAAACCAGCAGAUAUUCCUCCGCGACAUAGAGCAGAUGCCACAGCCGACGUACGUCCAAGCCCUCUUUGACUUUGACCCCCAGGAGGAUGGAGAGCUGGGCUUCCGUCGGGGAGACUUUAUCCACGUCAUGGAUAACUCAGACCCCAACUGGUGGAAAGGGGCUUGCCACGGGCAGACCGGCAUGUUUCCCCGAAAUUACGUCACCCCCGUGAACCGGAACGUCUAGAACCAAGAGAUUAUUUAAGGAAAGCGGAAAAUUAAACACGUACAAAUGAAUUAAGCCGGAGCUGCCUCUCGCAGCCUGAGCGGGGGCUCCGGGCGCCUGGCCGUCACCGGUGACUCUCCCUUUGGCCGGAACUUCGGGGGGUGGGCGGGGAGGUGGAUAUAAGAUGCCAAACUUACCUAUGAAUUAAGAGAAAGAGUUUUUAUUACAGUUUUCACUGCUGCUCCUAGUUCUCCUCUUUGUCCUUUUUUCAUCUUUUUUCUCUCUGUCCAUCAGUGCAUGACGUUUAAUGCCACAUAUAGUCCUAGCUGAUGCCAACAAUAAAAGAAAAGAAACCGCGUGGGCUGGUAUUUUCUCUAUGCAAAUGUCUGCUUCAGUCAGAAGGACUGAAAGAACAGCCAUUGCUGGGUUCUCCAUAGACACGGGGGUGGGGAGAGGUCCCCUAUAGUCUGCCAGAGGGGGCAGUUCAGGGGCGCUGCCCUCCAGCCCUCCCCCCCCAUGUCUUUUGUCAAAGUUGGGAAUGGAGGGGGCACAGGGAGGCGCGCUGCCCCUGCCUUCCUGGGGAAGUUGAAUGAAAGCCUGUCUGCCUCACCGAGCAUGUUCUCAGUGCCUUUCCUUCCUUGGGCUGCUAUGGGGUGUUCUGUGUGAGGGUGUUACAGUGCCGCCCGGUCUGUGUGACGCCUUUCCCGCGGGGCCACAGGAGAAGGGCGGAGUGAGGGUGGCCUGCGCCUGCCUGAGCCCGAAGCUGCCCGCUCUGGCGUUAACACUUGUGACCCCGAAGGGGCGGGAGGGGCGGCCCAGGGAGCAGGGUGCCAGCUGCCGGGGCAGCACAGGCUGCCGCUCUGCCCCCUGCGCUGGGGCUGGCUGGAAGGGCUGAGCGUCCUUGAUUUUGCCAUCUCAGGUGUUGCCUGCCCCCCUCCUCGGUCCCCAAAGACCCCCGACUCAAACCCGGAGCCGGCAUUUCCCACUGGAAGCUGGAGGAACUGGCACUGCUGCCCCCGUUCCCUCUGCGCUGGAAGCAGCUGCGCUCACCUUUCCUGCUCUGCACACCAGGGCCCUGCUCACGCCCUUGCUCUCUUGUCUCCGCCUGCCCUGCCAGGUGAGCCUCAGGGCCGCCCUCAGAGCAGCUGGUGGCCUUCCUGUCUCCGUUCACAGCGGGCUGUGUCAGAGCUGCUCCGCCCAGCCCCCCAAACGCAGUGCCUCCGAGAAGCGGGAGAGCAGGAGGGAAGACUGGAAACCAGGCCGAGCCCAGGGAGAAGCUGUCCAUCUCCUGCCGCCGCUGCCCUCGGAGCCCCGUGCCUGUGAACUGCCGGCCGGAUCGGUGACUGGUGACGGUCCCGGGUGGUCCUUGGAGUCUCCCCGGACUCUGGGCCUGGAGCCGGCCCCGGGGGCCCAGGAGGCUCGGCUCCUCCGGACAGAAUGCGGCCUCCUCGCUCGCUCCCUCCCUGAGAAAGAAAUCUGGCCGCCUGCGCCUGGACCACGUGAUUGUUUUAUUUUGGAAUUGGUGUAUAUCAUGGAGCCUUGCUGAACUAAGUUUUGUGUGUGUAUAUUUAAAAAAAUCAGUGUUUAAAUAAAAAGACCUAUGUACUUAAUCCUGUAACUCAGAGUAAAACUUGGUAGGUAGUGAUUAACUGUGAACAAUAAACCUGCAGUGACUUCUUCA
Molecule: messenger RNA, 2615 nt
Organism: Pipistrellus kuhlii (Kuhl's pipistrelle)
Lineage: Eukaryota; Metazoa; Chordata; Mammalia; Chiroptera; Vespertilionidae
Gene: GRB2
Product: growth factor receptor bound protein 2
Exons: 6
Coding region: 305-955 (216 amino acids)
Molecular function (GO): protein binding
Source: RefSeq, a predicted model, not a curated record